Molecule: messenger RNA, 994 nt
Organism: Gopherus evgoodei (Goodes thornscrub tortoise)
Lineage: Eukaryota; Metazoa; Chordata; Testudines; Testudinidae
Gene: XBP1
Product: X-box binding protein 1
Exons: 5
Coding region: 112-897 (261 amino acids)
Cellular component (GO): nucleus
Molecular function (GO): RNA polymerase II transcription regulatory region sequence-specific DNA binding; DNA-binding transcription factor activity, RNA polymerase II-specific
Source: RefSeq, a predicted model, not a curated record
CAAGCCACGGUGGCAGAACGCGAGUCGGGGGCGGAUGGAACGCAGCUGAGUCCGGUGUUCGGUCGGUGGAACGUUGGCAGCGCCAGGGUUCUCAGCAGCGCAGCAUCUGCCAUGGUGGCGCUACACGGUUCCGCGGCCCCGCGGCUGCUCCUCAUCCCCAGCCAAGCAGCCGAGCCCCUGAGCGCCGCGGCCGGCCGGCCCCUCUCCAUGGUGCUGCCGGCGGGGGGCCCGCGCUCCCCCAGCCCGGAGCCCCAGCAGCCCGCCCGCAAGCGGCAGCGGCUCACCCACCUGAGCCCGGAGGAGAAGGCCCUGCGCAGGAAGCUGAAGAACCGCGUGGCGGCGCAGAGCGCCCGGGACAGGAAGAAGGCGCGGAUGAGCGAGCUGGAGCAGCAGGUGUUGGAGCUGGAGCAGGAGAACCAGAAUCUCCUGUUAGAAAACCACCUCCUGCGGGAGAAGACACGCGGCCUCGCAGUACAGAACCAGGAGCUGCGCUGUCGGCUGGGGCUAGAUGCGCUGGAGACGGAGGAGGAGAGGGAGCCUAAGGUGGUGAUGGAGUCACAGGUGGAUGAAAUCAGGAUGGUGACCGGGUCCGCUGAGUCCGCAGCACUCAGACUACGUGUUCCUCUGCAGCAGGUGCAGGCCCAGCAGUCACCCCUCCUGGCAAUCUCCACAUGGAUUCUGGUGGCAUUGACUCUUCAGACUCUGAGUCUGAUCUGCUAUUGGGCAUUCUGGACAGCCUGGACCCAGACAUGUUCCUCCAGUAUGGUAAUUCAGAGUCAUCGUGCUUGGAAGAGCUUGAGGAAGAAAUCUGUGGAAAAGAAUCAGAUUCCUUACCAGCCUCCCCCACUCCCUCUGUGGGGUCCUCAUCAGCCAAGUUGGAGGCCAUUAAUGAACUGAUCCGGUUUGACCAUGUGUACACCAAGCCCCUAAUCUUUGAGAUCCCUGCUAAAAUGGGCAGCCAAGCUGAUAUGCUAAUGAAAAUAGAGGAAGCAUC